AUGGAGCUGGGGGCGAAGGGAAAGGUCUGGGGGGACCCCCCAGCAGGGACCUAUGUCAUCCCGCACGGGCCUUUCCCAGAUUUAAUGGAGUUGAUGAUGAUUCAAAACUCCCAAAUGCACCAGGUGGUUAUGAACAGUUUGGCUGUAGCAGCACUGACAGCCUUUGGCUUUGGGCCAUCCCCAGCCCAGGCGCUGGUGGUGCCUCUGCAGGCUGAAGAGGAAGAGAAGGCUGUGGUGUUCCAUCACCACUACAUCCCCUACCCUGGCCCUGCUCCCAUCCCAGCGUGGCUCAUCCCAUCCAUCCCCCCAGCCCCUGGCCCAGUGGCUGUGAGGUACCUGGGCACAGGCUCGUUAGCUGAGGAUGAGGUCAGUGCAGUGCCUCCUCCUCCACCCCCCAGUGCCACUGGGACGGUGGGACCCAAUGUCCCACCAGCAUCAGAGUACUACGACGUGGUGGAGAGGAGGCUGUGA
Molecule: messenger RNA, 471 nt
Organism: Acanthisitta chloris (rifleman)
Lineage: Eukaryota; Metazoa; Chordata; Aves; Passeriformes; Acanthisittidae
Product: proline-rich protein 29-like
Exons: 6
Coding region: 1-471 (156 amino acids)
Source: RefSeq, a predicted model, not a curated record